Messenger RNA from Amoebophrya sp. A25, 2368 nucleotides. NCBI's taxonomy places the organism in Eukaryota, Dinophyceae, Syndiniales, Amoebophryaceae. The record is from the annotation of a GenBank genome assembly.
AGCCAAGGUAGCUGAUCAUAGGAAGCACCAGAAAAAUAGGUGUCACUCCUCAGUUCAUUAUCACAACUAUGCGAGUAGAAGCACUACAUUGUUCGUAACAUCUUUAGAAAUCUUACAACUGAUCAUUCUAAGAUUUUUCGUACUUAAAAGCUAAACUUAAACAAUCUCCAGAAAAAAUGUUCUGGUUCGCUCUUUACCUCGGUGCGUUCUGCAGCUUUGUGCUUAUCGCCCGACUUGUGGUUCGCUUUCUGAACAGCAGAGAACAGUCCUCCGAUUUCUUAAGGCUCAACAGAACCCGGCUUGACGUGGAUCCCGUUGAAGUACUGCGCUGGUAGUGAUUGGCUGAGCGCCGUUCUGGCUCCAGUACUGAGUCCCGUUCUGGCUCGGGCUGUACUCCUGAGUCCCGUUCUGGCUCCAGUACUUUAACGGGAUUCGUUUACGGGUUGGUUUGAGGGUAGCGCUAAAUUUCUUCCGGGAAGCCGUGGAAACCGAAUAUGUGCUCCAAUUUCCCGACAAAGAAAGAGCCGCCUAUGAAUUGUUGAAGUCUAGACUGAGAGAGAAGAAAGGACCUCUGGACGAGGACGCUGUGGUAGAUGACGCUCUUAAUAAGGGAGAUGAAAAAGCAGGUGCAGGAGGUGGCGAAGAGUCGGAAGAGUCGAAGAGGAAAAAAGCAGCAGAAGCUAUAUUUAUGAGAAGACUAGACGACAAAGAACGUACUAUACUUAGUACUUUCUUUUGAAUUUUUGCCCAUCGCAGUAAUGUCGAAUCACCAGAAAAAGCGUAUGCAUAGAUCUUCUUGCUACCUGGAGAUUCACACAAAUACACGAGGAGCCCUUCUUCAAAAAGCCACCUCCACCUCCCACCUCAGGUCUCGUUCUCGUGAACAUCAGUACACACCCAAAUCUGACCUCAGGUCUCGUUCUCGUCAACGGCCUUCGUCCCGUGAUGCGGCAGAGCAUCGAGAAUAUGGCUAAAUUGCAAAAGGAUCGACCCGGAUAUUUCCGAUUGUGGAAAUCUAAGCUUGUCUCCGAAGACUUCUGGGAAUCCUUGAAGGCUUGUGAGGAAGAAGUAGGACAAGAAAUCAAAGACUUGCAGGAUGAGGUGGAUAGGAUAAAAGCGGGUACUGUAGCUAUUUACAAGUUUUAGGAUCAGGUUAGGUUGUGAAUCCUAACACUAUAAGUUCAUCUAUAGUUAUUUGUAACUACAACUUGUUAAUCAUCCGACUUGGAAUUCCUGGUCAGGAUGAAUACUUGAUCUUCGUCAUACAACUUGGAAACAUGAUCACCAUUUUUUCCAAAAGAAAACACCCACGACUACGCACAGGUCAAGGUGCGCCUUUCUUUCGAGAAGUUUUGGCUGAAUAUCGUCGUGCCAGAGAACAAGAGAAACAAGCCCGUGAUCUAGAACAGGAAUUAGACGAGAAGAAGCGCCGUCUGGCUCAGCUGCGUCAAAAGCAAGCGCAGCAGGAAGUAAAGAUUAUGGAAUUAUACUGCUGUUGCAGUAAGUUUUUGAACGAUGAAAUAAGUGUAAAAAUGUUUUGUUAUUUUCUAAAAAUCAUGAUAGAUGAUGUCAUCAAGAAUGUGACCAAGUCUCCACAAGAACAAGCUAUGUUGAUGUGCGCUCAUGUCUCUAAGCCUCUGCGAAAAGAAAUCGAAAGACGGGAGAAAGAACGGGAGCGCGCCUUGCAAACCUUACUGCUGGAGGAGGAGCGGGAAAUAUCGAAGAAGAACAAGAAAGGUUCGCCAGUGUUGUCUCCGGGAGAUGGCGGUGCAGCUAGGAAAAAGAGAAGGGGGAAAGCGGCGUGAGAGAGGUGAAUCCUCUUCAUCUAGAAAGCGGCGUGAGAGAAGGGGGAUCAAGGUGAAUCCUCUUCAUCUAGAAGAAAAAACCUUUCCAGAGCAUCUUCUAGCACCUGUGUUGAGGGUGUACUAGAUGAACAUGUUGCGUUCUGGAGAUAGGAUCGUGCGACUUCGUCACCAUCUCUGGUGUAUUCUGGUCGACCACGCACUAGAUUAAUUGGUGUGGUCAGGGACGGCGGGGGGGGCAGGAGCAUCUCCGAAGUUUUAACAUUUAGCCAAUGUUGAUGUUGUUAGACCAUAUUAGAGGUUAGAAAAGUGCCAUGUUUUGCGAACUUUUUACAUAUAAGACCGACGACUGGUCUGAACCUUUAUUCAACUCAGAGGACUUUGAACAACAUGUUGAGGACUUCUCUGUUGAAGCCAAUCCAAGAAAUGGCUAUUUCUUCACUCCUAGAGAUUUACAGAUAUGUUAGGAUGCACACGUGUGUAGGCCGUGUAGUAGAUAAGUACCUGGAUGGCGGUGAAGCAGGUGAUCCGAGUUCGAAGAUACAAAACGCCGUUCUUCAAUGCGA